Aureococcus anophagefferens is the source of this 3707-nucleotide messenger RNA. Its product is annotated as expressed protein. The transcript has a single exon. The record is from RefSeq and is a predicted model, not a curated record. The annotation marks the transcript as partial. NCBI's taxonomy places the organism in Eukaryota, Pelagophyceae, Pelagomonadales, Pelagomonadaceae.
CCAUCCUUAGCCCAUGCGCGCUCAUGCAGGGCUGCAUUCCCGAUUCAAGCACGGCAAAUGUUAGCCUCCUUGCAGCUGCAAGUACGGGAGGUCAGACGAACACUGGAAUUGCACCUCCCAAUCUCAGUUGACAGCGCUUUUGGGGCAGCCCCGCAGCGGCGCCGUUCUCGGCCGGCGUCGAGCCAUGAAGGGCAUGCGGCUCCGCCCGGCGAGCGCGCCCUUCGCGUCGUCGCCGGCGAACCAGGCCGAGGACAAGCUGCCGCGCACCGUCGGGUGGCUCAUGCCCAUCGACCCGGCGUCCCCGAGCUCCCGCCCGAGGACGGCGCCGUCGGCGCAGACGCCGUCGCGCCUGCCCUUCGGCGGGUCGCCGAGCGGCGGCGCGUCCGUCGCGUCCGGCGGGUCGCGGCGGAGCGGCCGGAGCGCGCGGAGCGGCAGCGCGCGGUCGCGGUCGCCGCCGGCGAAGCGCGAGCUCGGCGUGCGCCGCGAGGACCAGCCGGGCCGGAAGCGCGAGGUCAUGCACGGCUGGCGGCCGCGGACGAAGCCGAAGCCCCUCGACGACGACCAGGCGCCGCUGGACCGCACGCUCGCGCGGUGGAUCAAGUCCUACAACAGCGAGCAGACCGUCUUCGCGUCCGACUUCCUCUCCGCGGAGGUGAAGCUGCGCGAGGCGGCGACGACGACGGAGACGCUGCGCCUCGGCGGCGAGUACGUGCCGCCGCGCAACCUCGCGAUCGUCACCUGCGACGUGCUCCUGAGCAUCGCGAAGCAGUUCGGCCGCUUCGAGGGGUUGAUGAACCUCGUCGCGCGCAACGUCAUGCGCUGCGUCUUCCCGCCGCGCACGGACCCGUCGGCGCUCGCCGACGGCGCCUCCGGCGACGGGGCCGUCGACGAGCCGCCGGCCAAGGGCACGGACCUCGUCUACAUGGUGCCCUGGUACGAGAUGUGGCGCACGGCCGUCCAGGAGCAGCGGCGUUUAGGCCACGUCGUCCACGAGCGCGACGAGGGCGUGGCCAUGCGCGAGGCCGUCCAGAAGAAGACGAAGCUCGUGGCCCAGCUCCUCGACAGCAACGUCCACUUCCGCCUCAAGGUGAGCUUCCGCGCGUGGAGCACGCGGUUCCGGCGCGACCGCGUCCAGGCGCGGCUCUCCCGGCGCCGCGCGGCCGCGCGGCUCGCGCCGCGCUACUUCGCGCUCUGGACGCGCUUCGCGGCGGAGUGCGUGCGCGCGCGCGAGGUCGAGCAGUACCGCCUCGACAUCGUCGACCUCCUCGACGCGGAGCAGGAGAAGCGCGAGGAGCUCAACGAGGCCUACGACGCGCUGUUGGAGACGAACCGGGAGCUCGAGGCGCAGCGCGAGGUCCUGGGCCAGGAGCUGACGCUCGAGAAGGAGAAGGUCGAGAAGGCCGCCAAGUCGUCGCGGAAGAAGCACGUCGACAAGGUCGUCGGCCGCGCGCGCGUGUCCUUCGCGAACCGCGCGCGGGCCGCGCCGGCGCCGGGCAACUCCGCGGCGCAGAUCGAGCGGAAGAAGACCUUGGGCCUCAACCUGAAUCUCGCCGGCGCCCUCGACGGCGCGCCGCGGCGGCCGUCCAUCGUCCGGGCGACGGCGAUCCGCCAGUCCAUGGUCGCGGGCGGCGGCGGCGAGGGCGGCGGCCGCAUCGCGGCGCUCGCGACGCCCUUCGCCGCCGACUUCGACUACAAGGACAACCCGGCCUUCAACUGGGCGAAGAAGAACAAGCUCCGGAACACGCGCGAGGUCGGGAGCUCGACGCUGCAAGCCCUGCGGCUCCGCAACGCCUGCGACAGCCGCUUCCUGCAAGCGUCCCGGGACGCGCAGACGGAGCUCCCCGGCGGCGGGCCGUUGGCGGCCUGGGAGCGGCGGGGCGACGAGCGCAAGGGCCGCCGGGAGCGCGACCGGCGCCGCGACGCCGCCGCAAAGAAAUUCGGCGGCUCCAUCACGGCGAAGCACCGGCCCUUCGGGUCCGGGCACAGCGGGCCCGCGGCGCGGCGGACGCACCAGAUCAAGGACCGCGCCGAGCUCGACGUGGACCAGUGCCUCGAGCUCGCGAGCGACGCGCUCGUCGAGAAGGUGCGCCAGGACGCCGAGGACCGCGUGCUCCACCAGCCCUUCCAGCACCUGCGGCCCUACUUCAUGGACUACCUACUACGGCGCUACGGCGUCCGCGCCCUGGCGACGAAGUUCCGCCGGGCCGUCGAGAAGUGCGUCGAGCAGACGCCGCCCGACGAGCUCCACCCGCGGCUCCGCGUCUUCGCGCUUUUGUACGGCCUGAAAUUGAAGGAGGAGGAGGCCGGCGAGGCCUUCGCGGCGUCGACGGCGGACCUCCGCGGCUCCGCCGCGAGCCCGCCGCGCGGGUCCUCGCCGGCCAAGGCCGACGGCGCGGGCGAGGCGAAGAAGCCCAAGCCCAAGAAGCGCAAGAACAAGGACCGCGGCGGCGGCCGGCGGUCCUUCAACCAGAACGUCGACGAUCGCGAAGGGGUCGUCCAGUUCUUCACGGAGCUCAUCCUGAGCUGCGUCGGCACGUCCGAGGACUUCAAGGAGCUUUUGGACGACGCGUUCGAGGAGCCGCUCGUCCGCGUCGCGGACGUCUUCGCGGGCAUCCGCGUCGCCUUCCGGUCGCUGCGGGCCAAGGCGCCCCGGGCCUACUACGACGAGAUCCUGCGGGACGCGGUCCUGGGCCACGGCGACGUCUCCGAGCGCCUCGCGCGCCACCACGGCCGCGGCGGCGGCGACCACACGGCGCGCGCGGCCGCGGCCAUGCACAUGUUCUCGGCCCGCCGCGCGACGCCGCGCACGGGCCCCACGCUGUCGCCGGGCCGCGCGCCGCCGAAAAACGACGGCUCGACCGCGAAGGCGGCGAUGCGCUUCGAGUCGGCUGUCCCGCUCGACGCCGUCCUCGAGCGCCUCGUCAGGUGCUGGCCCCUGGAGAAGCGCGCGCGCCACGACCGGUCGCCCGAGGCGCUGGAGACGGCGCUGCGGCCCGCGCUGCGCCUCAUGCGGCGCACCGUCGUCGCGUGGCGGGCGACGCGCGAGUCGCAGACCAAGCUCGCGCGCCGCGCGUUCCGCCGGGCCGACGCGCUGAUCCACGCCGACGAGUACUCGCCCCGGGGCGUCUUCUCCUACGCCGAGUUCGAGGAGCUCGUCCAGGACCACUGCAAGCUCGCCGACGUCGACCGGCAGGACGCGACGUUCCUCUUCAAGCGCUGGCACGAGCUCUGCGACAUCCGGGGCACGGCCGCGCGCCUCCCCCGCGACGAGCGCACGGAGGAGGCCUUCCUCAACGACAUCCGCGACCCGACCGCGCGGCGCGCGGCGCUCGAGGAGAUGCGCCGCGUCGGCGACAACCGGUCCGCGGAGGCGACGGAGGACUACUUCGACGAGAAGGACGACGGCGAGCGCGCGCUGGAAGCCAUGCGCUUCGAGCUCGACGAGGACGUCGACGAGAACGAGUCCCUCGGCGACUCCGUGGAGGUCGCGGCGCGCAUGUGCGAGGCGAACCUCGCGGACGUCGAGAUCGCGUCGCGGGCCUUCGCGGACACGCUCUGGAUGGCGCGCCUGCGCCUCGGCGCGGACCUCGCGCCGGAGAAGGACGGCGACGCCGACUCCUUCGCGUCGACGGUGUCCCGCGCGAACCGGAGCCCCUCGCCCCCGCGGCCCUCGCGCGCGGGGCGCCUCAAGUAGGGGAACUCGUCUG